Molecule: messenger RNA, 822 nt
Organism: Mucor mucedo
Lineage: Eukaryota; Fungi; Mucoromycota; Mucoromycetes; Mucorales; Mucoraceae
Product: 50S ribosomal protein L1
Exons: 5
Cellular component (GO): 90S preribosome
Source: RefSeq, a predicted model, not a curated record
CAGGUCAAGAAAGCUAUUUCUGCUUUGUACAAGUAUAACACUACCAAGUCCGAUAACGACAUGCUUGACAGCGAUGAGGAUAACUACGUCUACGUCCAAAUUUCCACCCACAAAAUUAUGAACAAGGCCUCUUUGAAAAAGUCAAAGAUCGCCCUCAAACAUUCCCCUUACCCUGACAACUACGAAAUUUGUUUGAUCACAAAGGAAUCCGAGAAAGUUAUGGAAGACAAGAUUAAGUCAAUCACACCCAUUAAGAAGGCUGUUAGUGUUGCCACCUUAAAGUCCACAUAUAAGAACUAUGAAGCUAGAAGAAAGCUUUGCGAUUCAUAUGACCUUUUCCUCGUUGACGACAGAGUUGCUCACCUUAUGCCCAAGCUUCUUGGAAAGUCUUUCUUUGCAAAGAACAAGGCACCAAUUGCUAUCAAAACAACCAACUUAAAAAAAUCAAUUGAAGCUACCUUAGAAGCUACCUUCGUAAAGUUGAACAAUGGUGUUAACACCCUCAUCACUGUUGGUAACUUUGGUAUGCCUCAAGAACAAAUUUUAGACAAUUGCGAAGCCGCUAUUCCUGCGCUUGUCAAGAUUGUUGCACACGAAUGGAAGCAAGUAAAUUUGAUUAGUUUGAAGUCACAAAAAUCCCCAUCUCUCCCUGUAUAUACUGCUUUACCCGUCGCCGAAGAUGUUAAGGAGAAAAAGGCUAAAAAGGUCACUAAGGAGGUUGUUGCACCCGUUAAGGAAGCUGCACCCGUAGAAAAGAAAGCCGCCCCUGCUAAGAAGGCUGCUGCUCCCAAGACUGCCACUCCUAAGAAGGUUGUCCCCAAG